CCGGUAAUCGCUCGCUUAUAUAUGCUACAAACUCAUCUUCUCAUUGUUCAGACUUCGUUUCUUGCUCAUUUCUACCAAUAAUACCAUUUCUGGCCAGCCAAUCCCCCCACUUCGCCAAUAUAGUCCCGCCCCAGCCCAAAAUCAUGGCAGCAAACAAGCCAACAAUCGUCAUCGUCCCCGGCGCGUGGCAGCUUCGUUCAAGCUGGGAAGCCUUCAUUUCCAUCGUCAGAUCGGCAGGAUACCCCAUCGAAUAUGUUGACCCCCCGACGUUGGGGGGCACGGCUCUCCCACUCGCUGGUCUUGCCGACGAUGUUAAAGCAGUCCGGGAUACCCUGGAUGUGCUGCUCAACGAAGGCAAACGAGUUACAAUACUUUGCCAUUCCGCCGGAGGUCUUGUGGCCAGCAAUGCUGUCGAAGGACUGGACACAGCCUCUCGAGCAGCAGGUGGUCUGAAGGGAGGUGUCUCCCAGGUCAUCUUUGUGAGUGCAUUUAUGGUUUCAGCUGGAAAAUCUCUGUUGGGCCUGCUGGGAGGCCAGCCUCUGCCUUGGAUGAAAUUGAUGGAUGAUCGAGUGGUCGGCAAUCCGGAAAUGAUGCCAAACGUUGUGUUUAAUGAUCUUGACGAGGACGCUCAAAAGAAAUGGUCCGAGAUGACACACUCAGCACUGGGGCUCUUCACAACCCCGUCAGGCUUUGAGCCUUGGGCAAACUCAAUUCCCAUUGCAUAUAUCUUCUGCACCGAAGACAAUGCCCUGCCCUACCCGGUUCAACAACAAUUGUCCCUCCAGGGAGGCCCGGAUCUUGUUUCCGUUCAACUUGACGCCGGCCAUUGCCCAUUCUUGUCGAUUCCCGAUCGCCUCCUCACAGCGAUGGAGAGUAUUAUGGUAUAACAUGGGAGGUCGUGGUCUUGGAGAGCUUCGAGGGCGGGCGAUUAGGUUACCCCACUGCUAUGUACAAUACAUCUCCUCAAGAUCGCAGCUUGUAUCCCGGACCCGCCUUGUAUUGCUACUCAAUUAUUCAGAGGCCAUUAGCCAACAAUGCGAAUAUCUU
Messenger RNA from Ilyonectria robusta, 1047 nucleotides. RefSeq names its product Alpha/beta hydrolase fold-1. The transcript is spliced from 3 exons. The record is from RefSeq and is a predicted model, not a curated record. NCBI's taxonomy places the organism in Eukaryota, Fungi, Ascomycota, Sordariomycetes, Hypocreales, Nectriaceae. The coding region runs from base 144 to 887 and encodes 247 amino acids.